Messenger RNA from Papilio xuthus (Asian swallowtail), 1063 nucleotides. Lineage: Eukaryota; Metazoa; Arthropoda; Insecta; Lepidoptera; Papilionidae. The record is from RefSeq and is a predicted model, not a curated record.
AAAGAAAUAUCACCGGCAUCCGGUUUGGUGAUCUGUCAACUGUAAAGUUGUUCUUGUAUUUUUUGCCAUUACACGAAUCGUUCUUUUCUUAAUUCUCUUGUGGCCUUCCAAGUGAUUAUUCUUUCUAUAAACAUUUUCUCAUAAACAAGGAAAUUAUUACUGUUGUUUUUUUCACAUAGUAAAAACCAUGUCUGAGAAACAUUUGCAAACCGGUGAUGAACUGCCAGCGUUCGGCGGAAAACUGCGCUUAUUUGCAAUGAGAUUUUGUCCGUACGCUGAAAGAAGCAUUUUGGUUCUGAAUGCCAAAAAAAUUCCUUACGAUCACGUAUUUAUUAAUCUUGAUCAGAAGCCUGAAUGGAUCUUCAAUUUCAGCCCAAAAGGCACUGUACCAGCUCUAGAAUAUGAACAGGGCAAGGGUAUCUUUGACAGUAACAUUAUUAACUAUUACUUGGACGAGAAAUACCCAGAGGUGCCCCUGCAGCCUACUGACCCACUCCGUAAGGCUCAAGACAAGAUGCUAGUUGAACAACUUACUGGGGCUCAAUCAGCAUACUAUACUGCCGCAUUUAACUCGCCCGCUCUGACACCGUCCAUGGUGGAAACCUAUCACAAAGGUCUUGAAGUUUUACAGAAGGAAUUAGAAGUCCGUAAAACCAAGUUUUUGCACGGUGACGAACCUGGUUUGGUGGAUUAUACCAUCUGGCCCUUCUUGGAACGUUUCCAAGCUCUGCCGUUGUUGGGCAAGGAAGAGUUUGCUAUUGAUAAAACUAAAUAUGAUGCUUUGACUAAAUACAUUGAGGAAAUGAAAAAUGUACCAGCCGUGAAAUCAUAUUGUUUGGCUCCGGAGACUCAUGCCAAAUACAUUGAAUCUAGGGCUAAAGGCAAUCCAGAUUACAAUAUGCUUGAUACCAGCGCUGUUUGCUGCAUGCGUCCUAGGAAGAAGAAGGAAUAAAUAUGAAACAUCUUAAUGUAUUUUUACUGUCCCAAAAUGUACACAUGAUUCAUGCUUUUAAAAGACAUUGUUAAUUUUUUUUUUGAGAAAUAGAUUAUUUCGUCCAGUGUU